AUGACUUUAUAUAACAAGAAAUGUUCAAAAACAUUAAUGUUAUCAGAAGAAUCUUUAAAAGAAUUAUAUUUAAUAUGGAAAAAAGGAGGAUAUAUAGGAUUAAUAUUUGAUAAAAUAAUGCAUUUAUUUGAAGUAAUUAUAUUAAUGACAAUAUGUAUUAUUAUUACAAUAUUAGAUUUUAAUAAAAUGUUUAAUACAAAAACAAAAGAAAAUGAAUUAUUUGAAUAUUUUAUUUUAAAUGAUCAAUUUAGAAUAUGGUGUAUUUGGUGUAUUAUUUUAUUCUUUUCUCCUUUUAUUAUUAUUAAAAUAUAUUUUACUUUUAAAAAAUUAUUUUCUUCUAAUAUUAUUGAAGCAAAAAAAUUUUAUAAUAUAAAUCAUUUUCAAGAGUUUAAUAGAAAUUGGAAUGGAAUAUCAGAAAUAAUAGCACCAUCAACAUCAUCAAAUAGAAAAACAUUUGUUCGAAUGUAUAAUAAUAAAAUUGAUCCACAAUCUAAUUUAAUUAUUCGUUCAUCAAUUGCAUGGAAUUAUAAUUUAUUAACAUUAUUAUUUAAUAGAUAUUCUUUCUUUAAAUAUUAUCCAUCAAAAUAUCUUAUUAAAAUUACUCAAUCAAUUUUAUUCCCUUCUUUCUUUGAUGAAAAUUUUUGUAGAAAUCUUCAAUAUGAUAAUAAUUUACAAAAAAUAUGGAAAAAUUAUAUUCAAGCUAAAACAAAUGAAUUACGUUUUCUUCAUAUAUUUCCAUUAAAUAUUAUUUUUGCUUGUUAUAAUGGUUAUCUUACUUUAUUAAAGUAUUUUAGUUCAUUUACUAGUAAAAAUUUAAUUUUAUUAAACAAAUAUCAUUUUACUAAAUACGCUUGGUUAUUAUAUCGUAGAUAUAAUGAAUUACCUCAUGAAACUUCUACUAGAUUAUAUGAAGCAAUUCCUUUAGCUCAACAAUUAACUGGGAUUAAUCAAAAAGGAAUUUUAUUUCAUAUAAUGAGAGUUUUAAAAAUUUUAAUCUCUGGUCUUUGUUUAAUUAUUAUUCCUUUAGCUUCUUUAACAAAAUUUACUUUCUUUAAUAUUUCUUCAACUUUAUUAUUAAUGGUUGCAAUUCCUACUAUUGCCCUCAUUUAUUCUCAAACUUAUAAAAAACAAACAAUUAAAUCCCCUAGACAAAUAGCUCAAUACUUACAAAACUUCACUAAAUAUUAUGAUGAAAGAUGGGAAAAUCCUUCAAUGGAAAGACAGUUAUUAACUGAAUUUGAAAAUUCAAUAUUUAAAUCAAAUUUAAAACAAAGUUUAGAUGAAAUUAUUGCUCCAUUUUAUGUUAAUUCUUUAUUAUCUCAUAACUUAUUUUCUUCAGAUUCUGAAUUAGUUAAUUUAAUUAUUUCUGGUGAAUUACAACCUCUUCCACCACCUCAAUUUCAACAUAAUACUACUUUUACAUCAUCUCUACAUGGAUUAUCAGCUUAUUUGAAUUUAGUACAUAAUUAA
Molecule: messenger RNA, 1470 nt
Organism: Entamoeba dispar SAW760
Lineage: Eukaryota; Evosea; Mastigamoebida; Endamoebidae
Exons: 4
Coding region: 1-1470 (489 amino acids)
Biological process (GO): autophagy
Source: RefSeq, a predicted model, not a curated record